Molecule: messenger RNA, 2856 nt
Organism: Dendrobium catenatum
Lineage: Eukaryota; Viridiplantae; Streptophyta; Magnoliopsida; Asparagales; Orchidaceae
Product: L10-interacting MYB domain-containing protein-like
Exons: 3
Coding region: 21-860 (279 amino acids)
Source: RefSeq, a predicted model, not a curated record
CAUGGGAGCUAGAUGUGAAGAUGAUAUUUUGUGAUUUAUGUAUAAAAGAGAUUGAACUUGGAAAUCGACCGACAACUCACUUCAAUAAAGAGGGUUGGUUGAAUUUAAUGAAGAAUUUUAGUGAGAAAACUGGAAGAGAGUAUGACAAAGUGCAGUUAAAAAAUAAAUGGGACCAACUAAAGAAAGAUUGGAAAUUGUGGAAGGAUUUGAAGCGUGGGUCGACUGGAUUGGGUUGGGAUCCUAGGAGAAAGACUAUUGAUGCACCUGAUGAAUGGUGGAAAGAAAAACUAGAGGUUGUGCCAAAUGCCAAAAAAUUUAGAUAUUGUGGCAUUAAUCCUGAACUCGAACAUAAGCUUGAUUCGAUGUUCAUGGGUGUCGUUGCAACUGGUGUUCAUGCUUGGACUCCAAACCAAGGGAUUGACCAUGAAAAUGUUCAUGGAGAUACUGAAAAACUUGAUACUACUACUGAUUCUUUUGAAGAUCCUUCACAAAGUUUCGAUAGUAUUAGUGAGUGCAGCCAGUUCAAACGACCAUCCUCUACAACUUCAACCGGUAGUAGGAAAAAAAAAUUUGGAUCUGGUUUUCUACGAAGUCAAAUUACCCAGCUUGUCAAUUCAUGCACAAACAUCAGCUCUGGAACUAAUUCAUCACAGUCAAUAAUUGAGGCACCAUUGCUUUCUGCUGCCAUUAAAAUUCUAGAACAAACAACAGAAGCAUUUGAAGAUCUGCCACUUUAUCUGUUCUCCACAAAGCUUCUUGAAGAUCCAAUUAAACGAGAAGUUUUUAUGGCAAUUUGUCCAGAUCGAAGAGUUCAAUAUCUUCGUUACUGCUACGAAAAUCGUGAUACAACAACAGCAUAGUUUCAUAGAUCGUUAUAGUCAAGACCUUUGUAGUGCUUUUCUAGAAGUUUGUAUCUAGAAAUACAUAUGAUAGUCAAGACCUUUAUAGUGUCUUCAAUUUUGCAUUUAUAUUUGGGAGUCGGACUAUUUUGAAAUUGUUAGUUAUACAAACAAUUAUAAGUAUAUAUCCUGUUUGUUACCAUGUCUUCAAAUUAACAAUGCAUUCAGUUUGUUACAAUGUAUUCAGUUUUAGUGAAAUUAUGAAGCGUUAGUUUUCAUGAAAGGUGUUCUCUGGCAUUGCUUUUGCAGUUCAACGAAUGCAAUUAUCAGCUCAACUAAGACACAAUGGAAACAUAUUAUUUAAUACAAUUAUUUAAGUUUUUCUUUUGCAGUUCAACAAAUGCUUCAACAAAAAAUCUUUAAAUUUUUUUAUCUUUGGUUUUGAUUUUCUUAAUAUCAGUUUUUCAUUAUAAGAAUUAUAUAAAAGUGCUCUGGUUUUCAUUAUAUAAAACUGCUCUGAUUUUCGGACCUUCAUUCGGUCUUAUGGGAUGAAGUUCUGCAGCAAAGCAAUUAUGGUUAUUAGAACCGGAAGAGGAUUAUAUAUCCGAAACUGUUUGAAUUUAUAUAGUUUUUAUUAUGUUUUUGUUUCUGCACAGUAAAAAAAAAACCGGAGGUGAUGUAUAUCUGUAAUGCUCUGAUUAUAUCCAUAAUGCUCUGAUUAUGUUUUUGUUUCUGUAUGGUAACAAAAAAUACUGUUUGAAUUUAUGUUAUAUCAUCCAUAUUCUUUUUUCCCGAGCCCGAGCUUAGGCAUUAGCCAGUGCUUGUAUGCAUCUGAUGGUUACAGUAGCCUGUUUUCUAACCAAAUGCCCUCUCACCAAUGCUUGCAUCUGAGGUUUUUUUGUCAAACUGCUUGAUAAUUUUUUUUCAUUAACACUUGAUCAUUCAUAUUGUUAUAUUUAUGCAGGAAUGGAAUGUAGUGAGAAUGCAAGUGAGUCACCCGAUAUUGUAAAACUCAAAAAAGUUAUAAUUGCAGCUUUAUGUCUUAUAAAUGAAUAUUAUGAGACAUAUAUUCACAAGACGCCAUGUAUGACCUCGUCGUAUAGAGGAGACAGUUGGAUUGGAGAGCUACUACAAGGCCAUCAAACGAGGUUUCAUAAUAUGUUUCGUAUGUCUCAAACAAUUUUUGUAGAUCUUUUGUAUGACUUGGAAAAUGUUCAUGGUCUACAUGGAUCAUCAAGGACCACUACUAGAGAAGUACUUGCGAUAACCUUAUAUAUUUUAUCACAUAAUGAAUCAAUAAGGUCGACAUGUGAGCGAUUUCAACACUCUACCGAGACGAUUAGUAGGUAUUUCUCUAUUGGAUUGGAAGCUUUAGUGAAAUUAUCAAGUUUGAUUAUCAAGCCUAUAGAUCCUAGUUUUGAAAAUAUUCCAAGGAAGAUUUUGUAUGACAAUCGAUAUAUGCCAUAUUUCAAGGAUUGUAUAGGAGCUAUCGAUGGAACUCAUGUGGAUGCUCGUGUUUCAACUGCUGAAAAGGUGGCUUAUAUAGGACGAUGUGGUUCAACGACGCAAAAUGUUAUGGCAGUUUGUGACUUCAACAUGUGUUUUACUUUUGUAAUGUCAGGAUGGGAGGGUAGUGCACAUGAUAGUCGUAUUUUUAAAUUUGCUAUACGCAAUCAGCAACAUCAAUUUCCUAUGCCACCACCAAGUAAGUAUGUAUUUCUCUAUUGUAAUUAACCACCUUACUAAUUUUUUAACUAAAUAAUGUGCAAUUACAAACAGAUAAGUAUUAUCUUGUGGAUGCUGGGUACCCGAUGCAACGAGGGUUUUUGAAGCCAUUUUCUGAUACAAAGUAUCAUAUUCCUGAUUUUCAAAGAGGGAGUCAAAUUAUACGUGGAAGAAAAGAAACAUUUAACAAGCGUCACUCUUCACUACGAGGUGUGAUUGAGAGAUCAUUUGGUGUUUGGAAAAAGAAGUGGGUUAUAUUGCGUGAUAUGCCUACUUAUCCAUUUAAGAAGCA